Messenger RNA from Aureobasidium subglaciale EXF-2481, 696 nucleotides. RefSeq lists its product as uncharacterized. The transcript has a single exon. The record is from RefSeq and is a predicted model, not a curated record. NCBI's taxonomy places the organism in Eukaryota, Fungi, Ascomycota, Dothideomycetes, Dothideales, Saccotheciaceae. The coding region runs from base 148 to 558 and encodes 136 amino acids.
CGCCCAAGUCAUCUGCCUGUCGUAACGACCCUGACCAUAUUUGCGGCAUGUAACAACUCCAUCAAUUCAGGCGUUUUUAUGCUCUAAGAAGACGGGGUGUCACUAUCAAGACCAUGAUACAUACUGCAAUCAUUACAGUGACGCUCAAUGUGUCGUGUCGUGUUCUGGAUGGCAUGGUCCGCACGUCUAAUCCAAAAGCUUCGGAGCACUAUUCUCGCGGCCUCAAAUGCUGCUCAGACGACUUUACUACCCGAUGUCGUGUCGUACAAGAGUCGCCCUGACGAAUUACCCAACUUCAUCCGGAGGAUUUUCAACAUAAUCGAACGGUCGUCAUCUAUUCGACGGUCUAGCUACAAGAGCGCGAUACAUAAACACACGCGCUCAGCCAGCGACGGAUUGAAGCCUAUCGGCUUCUACACCAUACGAUCUCUUCCGUGGCUAGCGCGUUCGACUGUUAAUCGAGAGGUUCCUAGUUCAAGCCUAGGCGGGAGAGUGAUUCUAUUUUGUUGGCGGUGUUUGACAGGGAUGAUCAGGGAAAGUGGGGGGGCUGGGAAGUGAUUCCGAGGAUGGGCCGAUGGGGCUGUCAAUUGAUGAUGACGGUGAUCUGUUCUUUUGUUUUUGCCAUCUCUUUUCAUUCUGUUUCUCCCGUCUUUGUAUGAUGGUAACAAGUGAUCGUGUCCGAGAGGGUGGUAGAAU